Messenger RNA from Chanos chanos (milkfish), 1642 nucleotides. It is a transcript of the gene kdsr, whose product is annotated as 3-ketodihydrosphingosine reductase. Gene Ontology annotation, molecular function: 3-dehydrosphinganine reductase activity. Gene Ontology annotation, cellular component: endoplasmic reticulum membrane. The record is from RefSeq and is a predicted model, not a curated record. The transcript is spliced from 10 exons. Bases 190 to 1269 code for a protein of 359 amino acids. NCBI's taxonomy places the organism in Eukaryota, Metazoa, Chordata, Actinopteri, Gonorynchiformes, Chanidae. Gene Ontology annotation, biological process: sphingolipid biosynthetic process.
UUCACUUUGCUAUUUCUUGUGCCAGCAAAACCCUCUGACACUUCGCAAACACUACGAGUUAAAAAACCCCACCUCUGAACGACUCGGAGCCUCCCCUUUAGUUGAGGAGCGCACGCAUCGGUGAUUUGCUCCUCCCGAGUUCACGUACGACCGUUAGCUAGUAGGCUAACGCCAGCGCAAGAUUGACCCAUGUCCUCUGAGGAAGGGUUGAGCUCAGCAAUCUCAGACUGGCUCAUCUUUAACUCUUGGUGGCUGCUUCUGCCUUUCGUCAUGCUUCUGGUUAUUGCUGCAUUCAUCGUUGCCUUCGUCUUGCUCCUGUACAUGAUAUCUCCGUUAAUAAGCCCCAAACCACUCAAAUUAAAUGGGGCCCACGUCGUGGUCACUGGGGGUUCCAGUGGAAUUGGGAAGUGUAUUGCCAUGGAGUGUUACAAGCAAGGCGCCUUUAUCACGCUGGUAGCGCGGGAUGAGAGCAAACUGGUUCAAGCAAAGAAAGAAGUGGAGAAAUAUGCCAUCAAUGACAAGCAGGUGGUGCUUUGCAUCUCAGUGGAUGUGUCAAAGGAUUAUAGCCAAGUGGAGAGUGUCAUAAAGCAAGCUCAGGAGAAGCUUGGCCCCGUGGACAUGCUGGUAAACUGUGCUGGGACAUCAGUCUCAGGGAAGUUUGAGGAGGUGGAGGUUGACCGCUUCAGGAAGCUGAUGGAGGUGAACUACCUGGGCAGUGUCUAUCCCACGCGGGCUGUCAUCACCACGAUGAAAGAGAGACGGAUGGGCCGAAUCAUGUUCGUUUCCUCUCAGGCCGGUCAGAUCGGCUUGUUCGGCUACACGGCCUAUUCCCCGUCCAAGUUUGCGCUGCGUGGCCUGGCUGAGUCCCUGCAGAUGGAGAUGAAACCGUAUAAUAUCUAUGUUACUGUGGCUUACCCUCCUGAUACGGACACACCAGGACUGGCAGAGGAAAAUAAGACCAAGCCCUUGGAGACGAAGUUGAUCUCUGAGACAUCUGGAGUGUGUCAGCCUGAGCAAGUGGCUAAAAUUGUUGUCAAAGAUGCUGUGCAAGGUAACUUCAACAGUUCUGUGGGGCCAGAUGGCUACAUGCUGUCUGCACUCACCUGUGGAAUGUCACCCGUCACCUCCAUCACGGAGGGGCUUCAGCAGAUUGUGACCAUGGGGCUGUUCCGCACCAUUGCUCUGUUCUACCUGGGCAGCUUCGACAGCAUCGUCCGAAGAUGCAUGAUCCAGAGGGAACAGUCCAAAGCGGCCGACAAGACGGAGUAAUAAUGUUCACGCCAACACCAUGUACCGACCCAAACCCCCGUCCUGUCAUGGCCAGAGGUGGAGUUCCAUCUCUAAUAUUCACCAUAGUCCUCACUUUUUCCUGUACUCCCAUCCAACCCAGACCACACACACACACACACACACACACACACACAAACACCUUUUCAGAUGUGAGUAUAACGGGCUAGUACUGCUGGCCAAUGAAGGAUCACCACCCAAAAAAAAAAAAAAACCCCCCCCCCACGAAUUUCAUGUUCCUCCCACCUUAACUUUUUCGAGUCAUGGUAUAUAACAGAAAACGAGCAGCGUAUUUCUUUGAUUAUGUAUGUCAAUGUUUUCACAAGUGUUUCAUCAUUCAAAAGAUUUUUAAUGU